AUGUUUGUGGGGGUUAGCUUUUGGGCGGCAUUGUUUGUAUUAUUUUUUAAGACCUUGCUUUCAAAUUCUUUAUGUUUCUGGGUGGUGUGUUUGUGUGGCUAUGGAGGGAUUUGGGUAUGGUGCGAGAGUUUGCGAACAAUGUUGAGCAGAGAUCUACGUCGUGGCGCGCGUCCACGGAUCGCCACAAUCUCUGCCAUCGCCAGCUUGUGCUCCUACACGAGAUGCUGA
Messenger RNA from Psilocybe cubensis, 228 nucleotides. RefSeq lists its product as uncharacterized. Lineage: Eukaryota; Fungi; Basidiomycota; Agaricomycetes; Agaricales; Agrocybaceae. The transcript has 3 exons. The coding region runs from base 1 to 228 and encodes 75 amino acids. The record is from RefSeq and is a predicted model, not a curated record.